AUGGCAUCCAAAACCUGGCUUGUUACUGUGAUCGCCACCGCCCGCGACCCUACCAAGGCAGCUGAAGCCAACCCUCAGAUCUCAAAUCUCGGUGGGAUCUGGAUUGAGCUGGAUGUGACAAGCUCUAGCACUGCCAAAGCCGUGGAAGAUGCGGUUAAUCAGUCUGGUGGUGUUAUUGAUGUGGUUGUUAAUAAUGCUGGGUAUUCGUUGCUAGGUAGUAUCGAAGAUAUGAGCGAGGCCGAAAUUGAGGCUCAGUUUAACACGAAUGUUUAUGGUCCCGUUCGCGUGUUGAAGGGUGUUCUUCCAUUUAUGCGGGCGAGGAAGUCUGGCACUAUUGUCAAUAUCAGUAGUAGUGCCGGGAUUAAUGGACUGCCCACAUGCGCGAUGUACGCUGGGACUAAGUUUGCCCUUGAAGGUAUGUCUGAAAGCCUUGCGAAAGAGUUAGCACCAUUCAAUAUUCGAGUGCUGGUCGUCGAGCCAGGUUCACUCCGAACCAACUUUUGGUCAGCCUAUGUCGAGCCUAUCGCUGGCAUGAACAAAGACUAUACUGGGACUCCCUUGGAACAUCUAGGCGAUGCUGUUAAAUGUGCCAAGAGGGUCCUGGAAGUCGUAGACGAUACCGGUAUGGGUGCUGGGAAGGGAGACCUAUUUCGCUUGCCGCUUGGCUCGGAUUGCUAUGCACGCUUUCAAACUAAGAUUGAGAACCUGCAGGACAACUUGCUGCAAGCGAAGGAUAUUGCCCAUUCAACUAGUUAUUGA
Molecule: messenger RNA, 759 nt
Organism: Penicillium verrucosum
Lineage: Eukaryota; Fungi; Ascomycota; Eurotiomycetes; Eurotiales; Aspergillaceae
Product: putative short chain oxidoreductase/dehydrogenase
Exons: 4
Coding region: 1-759 (252 amino acids)
Molecular function (GO): oxidoreductase activity
Source: RefSeq, a predicted model, not a curated record